AUGGACCAAGUCUUGCUCUGGGAGACGGUGCUCAUGGUGUCCCAGCCCACACCCAUCUGGAAACAUAAUCUACUUAUACCCAUUGCUUGUGCUGUGUUGUCCAUUGUUUUGCUUUUACUUCACGGUUUUCUAUCAGCCAUUUCCGCUAAAUACUUGAUCGCAAAGCUUUGUGGUCGAGAGACCGAGGGGCGCACUAUUAGCGUUGACUCAGCGCCUCAGCAACUUGUUGUACAACAGCACACUGGGUUCUUCCCUGAUUUAUACUCUCGCAUUAGAAGCCAUGGGGGUACGGUUGUAUUCGUAUGGAAGGUGCUGCGGUUAAUGGCCUGCCUCACGCUGACUGGUUUGACGACUGGUGCGAUUGUGUUAAUCAACGAGGGACAUAAUACAAUUGGCACGAAGCAAUACAAACCAGUCGAUGACCCACACUUGAACUCGGACAUGGAUAUACUCAAAAAGGCACAAGGAAGCGAACACCAAAAGUAUACAAAACGAGAGAGAUGGUUCAGCACUGCCGAGUGGAUCGAGAUAUCACUGUGCAUGUUUUAUACCUAUACAACUCUUCUGGCGAUCCUUGCGCUCACACUCGCACCUCGCUCCCGUGCAGCUGUCAAUACCCAUUUGGUUGUAUUGCUACUGAUUGCGUUUGCUGUGUACAUAUGGCGGGAUCUGGUGCCCUUCGCAACCUACGACCUGGAUCCUGUCGAUGCCGUGGGAGGAUGGCUGACAUGGGCUCGGAUCGGUGUACUCGGGUUUGCCUCAGUUGUGGUCCCGCUGUUUAUUCCAAGAAUAUAUGUGCCAAUCGACCCUAAUAAUCCAAGCAAGAAUCCCAACCCCGAACAGACUGCCUCGCUCAUCUCUUUGUUACUCUACAGCUUUCUGGACCCGCUUUUGUGGACUGCAUAUCGUGCGCCGAAGCUAGAGUAUGAACAACUGCCACCGCUGGCAGACUAUGAUCGUGCUUCGCACCUGAAAGAGCGUAGCUUCUCGAAGCUUGACCCACUAAAGCAGACGAAGCCGCGAUACUUCUUCUGGGGACUGAUGGCAGUGUUCUGGAAAGAGUAUGUUGUAAUGGCAAUUACACUAAUUAUCAAGGCCAUGAUGGACUUUGCGGGUCCGAUCGGGAUCAAGUAUAUCUUACGUUAUCUUGAAACCCCUUCGGAUCCUGGUUAUCUUCGUCCUUGGUUCUGGAUAUUGUGGUUACUCAUCGGUCCCAUCUUCGGUUCCAUAGCAUGGCAAUGGUAUAUCUUUUUGAAGAUGAACUCGGUUGUUCGUGCCACAGGGAUGAUAACCCAGCUCAUUUUUGAACACACCCUUCGCAUCCGUAUGAACGCUCAAGCAGCAGACGAGCCGAGUGGGAAAACGUCCGAGCCCGAAAUUCUCACAGCUGGCUUGACCGUUGACGAAGAGGAUCCUAUAGUUACCACAGGGAGUGAUAGUGGGGAGCCGGACGGUACCAAUAAUGUAAUGGACGCAAGCAAUACUCAGACAUUGAUCGGUAGUACGAGUUCGGCCAAGGUGAGGAUAAAAGAGGGGACUGAAGGGGAGAUCGAAAAUAAAGGAAAUGAUAGCCUGAAUUUGAUCGGAAGGAUCAACAACCUGAUGUCUACUGACUUAGAGAAUGUGACUGGGGGUAGCUAUUUCCUGUUCGUUCUGGUAUACGCACCUGCGCAGUUUAUCAUCAGCGUUGUCUUCUUAUACAAUAUUCUGGGAUGGAGUGCUAUAAUUGGAAUGUGUUUUAUGGUCUUAUCAUUCCCCAUCCCUGGAAAGCUCGCGCAAUUGGUAAACGAUGUGGAAAAGAAACAAAUGAAGAAGACCGACGAACGCGUACAAAUAAUCUCAGAGACUCUCAACGUGAUACGUAUGGUGAAGCUUUUUGGAUGGGAGAAAAAGGUUGUGGCGAAGGUGGCAGAGAAACGUGUAGUGGAACUAGAAUAUUAUAAGAGGAAGCAGUGGAUUGGGCAAGUCGGGGCGAAUACGAACUUCAUACUUCCACUGCUUGUCAUGGCACUCACAUUUGCUUCCCACACCUUGUGGUUUAAACAAGAACUCACUGCAUCAAUAGUGUUCUCCUCUAUUGGUGUCUUUGAUGUCUUGCGUAGCCAAUUACACAUGCUAGCUUGGCAGAUCCCAGCGGCAGUUCAAGCAAAAGUGUCUAUCGACCGCAUCGACGAGUUCCUGCACCAGACCGAGCUGCUUGACGCAUAUACUCACAAGCACACCCCCGCCAUCAUCGACCCUAGCCCCCCUCCACCAGAUGCCAUUGGCUUCCGCAAUGCAACUUUUGCAUGGUCCCGCCAAGCUCCUGCCACCCCCACUCCUUCCAGACGCAACUUCAGGCUCCACAUCGAUCAAGAGCUGCUGUUCCACCGCGGCAAGAUCAACAUGGUCGUCGGCCCGACAGGAUGCGGAAAGACCAGCUUGCUCAUGGCGCUGUUGGGAGAGAUGCACUUUGUGCCUAGUGCACCAGACUCGUGGUUCUCUCUGCCGAGACAAGGAGGCAUCGCAUAUGCUGCCCAGGAAGCCUGGGUCCAAAACGAGUCCAUACGAGACAACAUUCUGCUUGGAGCCGAGUACGACGAAGAGCGAUACAAGAAGGUGAUAUCGCAGUGUGCGCUGGAGAGGGACCUGACGCUGUUCGAGGCAGGCGACCAGACAGAAGUCGGUGAAAAGGGCAUGACACUGAGCGGAGGUCAGAAGGCUCGAGUGUCGCUUGCGCGUGCGAUCUACUCGAAGGCGGACAUCAUCAUACUCGACGACGUGCUCUCUGUGCUGGAUGUGCACACGUCGCGGUGGGUCGUGGACCACUGCUUCCGAGGGGAGCUUGUGGCAGGAAGGACGAUGAUCAUAGUGACACACAACGUGGCGAUGGUGAGCGAGGUUGCACACUUUGUGGUGUCGCUUGGAUCGGACGGGAGGAUUGUCAGCCAAGGCAGCAUUGACGAGGCAUUGCGGCUGAACCCGAAGCUGAAGGCGGAGGCGGAGAAGGACGAAGAGCUGGAAAGGAAAGGUGAAGAAGUAGUGGACGAGAGCAAUGCUGUGGAUAAGAGCGAAGCAAACGCAAAGAAAGGAGAUGGGAAGCUGAUGGUGGCAGAAGAAGUUGCGGAAGGCCAUAUCGGAUGGCCUGCCUUGAAGUUUUUCUUAACCGUGCUUGGUGGAUUUUGGUUCUGGGUCGCUUAUUUCCUCGGCCUCAUCCUCGCGAACGCCGCGAUCUUAGGACAAACAUACUGGCUUGGUAUCUGGGCUCGAGCUUACAAAGUAGACCAAGGAUACUCGGAAUACGUCAACGUGCCGUUCUACCUUGGCAUUUAUGGUUUUAUCUGUGUAACUGGCAUUGGAUUUUUCACCGCCGCAUUGGUCAUCCAUGUCUUGGGCUCUGCACGGGCCUCGCGACGCAUACAUGAUCGGUUGAUCAAGGCCGUACUUGGCGCACCUUUGCGUUGGCUUGAUUCAACACCUGUCGGACGUAUUAUUGCUAGGUUCACGCAAGACAUCCGUUGUAUUGAUGCGUCCCUUCCUAACGAAUGCCGGAACCUAGCGGAACUGACAGUUGAAGAGCUUGCACGUCUCAUUGGAGUCAUUGUGUUUGCUCCGGUUUUCACCCUCCCUGGAGCAGCGGUUUUUGCCAUUGGUCUUUGGCUUGGCCAAGUUUAUAUGACUGCUCAAAUGUCCGUCAAGCGUGAGAUGUCUAACGCUCGCUCGCCCUUGUUCAGCCACUUUGGAGCUGCCUUGCAAGGUAUUACCUCGAUUCGUGCAUACGGAGUUGAGGACCUGUUUAAGACCGAAGCGCUGAAGAGAGUAGACAAGUACACGAGAUCAGGCAGGGCGUUCUACAGCUUGAACCGCUGGGUUUGUAUUCGAACAGAUGCACUCGGUGGACUCUUUGCUUCGGCACUGGCUACAUAUCUAGUAUACUACCAGGUGUCUGUCGAUGCUAGUGAUACUGGUUUCUCCCUCAGUAUGGCGGUCGCUUUCUCUGGAGGUAUUAUCUGGUGGGUUCGCAUCCUCAACGAGUUUGAGGUUCAAGGAAACAGUCUCGAACGCGUACAAGACUACGUCAGUGUCGAGCAGGAGCCCGAGUCAGUCCCAGAGAAGGCUCCUCCCGCAUACUGGCCUGCAUCCGGUCACAUCGUCGCCGAGAACCUCACAGCACGCUACUCCAAGGACGGUCCUGCAGUCCUCCACGGCCUGUCAUUCGAGAUCAAGUCUGGCGAGCGUGUCGGUGUCGUAGGCAGGACAGGCAGCGGCAAGAGCUCCCUGACCCUGUCGCUUCUACGGAUGAUCCCUAUCGAAGGCAACGUGUACUACGACGGGAUCCCGACACACGGCGUGAACCUGGACGCACUGCGCUCGAGCAUCACGAUCAUCCCUCAGCAGCCAGAGCUGAUGAGCGGCACGGUCAGGCAGAACCUCGAUCCGUUCGACGAGUACGGCGACGCGGUGCUGAACGCUGCGCUGCGGUCUGCUGGGCUGGACACGUUGCAGUCGGAGGACGACGAAGGGUACAUCGGGCUGGAGUCGGGAGUGAGCGCAGGAGGAGGGAACUUCUCGCUGGGACAGAGGCAGAUACUUGCGCUUGCACGUGCGAUCGUGAGGAGGAGCAAGGUGCUGAUACUGGACGAAGCCACUGCGGCAAUCGACUACAACACGGAUACGGCAAUCCAGAAGUCGAUUCGGACAGAGCUGAAGGACCGGACACUGAUCAUUGUUGCACACCGACUGCAAACGAUCUGCGACGCUGACAAGAUCAUGGUGCUGGAAGCUGGGAAGAUCAUCGAGUUUGACUCUCCAGCGGCGCUGCUGCAGAAGGAGUCAGGAGCGUUCAAGUCGCUUGUUGAUGAAAGUGGAGACAGAGAUGCGUUGUAUGCUAUGUCAAAAGGCCAUUGA
Messenger RNA from Rhizoctonia solani, 4887 nucleotides. RefSeq names its product ABC transporter transmembrane region. The record is from RefSeq and is a predicted model, not a curated record. Gene Ontology annotation, molecular function: ATP binding; ABC-type peptide transporter activity; ATP hydrolysis activity. The transcript is spliced from 25 exons. NCBI's taxonomy places the organism in Eukaryota, Fungi, Basidiomycota, Agaricomycetes, Cantharellales, Ceratobasidiaceae. Gene Ontology annotation, cellular component: fungal-type vacuole; membrane. Bases 1 to 4887 code for a protein of 1628 amino acids. Gene Ontology annotation, biological process: transmembrane transport.